Durusdinium trenchii is the source of this 4323-nucleotide messenger RNA. The record is from the annotation of a GenBank genome assembly. Lineage: Eukaryota; Dinophyceae; Suessiales; Symbiodiniaceae.
AUGGCCCCCACCAACAAACUGAAUCGACGACCUACCCCCCAAGCUGGAAGUGGCAUGGCCUCAAGGGCGAUGUUCCUCCACUUCGUCCACUCAAAGGAUCUCAAACGGGUGCGCCUGCGCUUCUCCGUGCCCAGAGGCCUCGUUUCGACGCGCUGUUUCGACGGCGGACAGGACAGGAUGACGGUGCCGACGAGCUGGGAAUCGUUGGAUUCCCAUUCCGUACGGGUUCAGAGUACAGAGGAUGUUCCCUCCAUGACUGACAUGAAGACGCUGGAAGGAGAUCCGCAUGAGAGCAUGGGAUCCGGUGCCAGCGUCAAAUGGGCGGAAUCGAAUCACCAACGACUCACGACCGAACGAAGAUGCCCUUGCUUCAUCAGCUUGCUUCAGCGAAGCGACUCGUCCGACGAGCCCGGUGAUGCCAAAAGGGUGCUGGCGGGUGCGGCAGCGGCGAGGUGGUCGGAGCGGCAGCUCGAUGGGGUAAAUGCCCUGAAUUGGGGGCGGACCCAUGAGACGGAUGAGACCCUAACCCGCAUGGCAUCAGAGAAGCCCCAUGGCAUCUCCGAGGAAAACGACGAGGAGACACCCAAAGACAUCGUGGUGGAUUGGAUGGCCGAUUGGAUUUGCAAGAUGGAGGUCAUUCGUCCCGAGCUGCUGCGCGCCGUCCCCGUGGCCUGCGCCUUGCGCGGCCUACGGCGGCCGACGGCCAAGGCCAAGGACCUCUACAGGAGCAGCGUUCAGACGGUGAGGAUCGAUGAGUUUUGGUCCCACAGCUGGCAAAGGAAAUCCUGGAAGAAGAUCUCGAGCCUUCUCUUCCUAAAGCGAGGUUUGCCUGCCGGCGUGAUGGGCACCCUUGCUGCCUUGAUUGGCGCGGCAGUCUCCAGCUACGGCCUACUGCCUCCCAGCGUUCCCUUCGGCACCAUUUCACUGUGGAACACCAUCUUCGGAUUCCUCGGCUUCUUCUUGACGCUCUUCACCUGGCCUGGCCGUGAGCGAAUCUUCUUGGACGCCUGCUGCAUCCACCAAAGCCACGCGCGUAGCAAGGCGGAGGGCAUCCGCAGCAUGAGCGGCAUCCUGAAGCGCUCUCAAAAGAUGCUGGUCCUAUGGGACAAGACCUAUGCAGAGAGGUUAUGGUGCAUGUUCGAACUGGCCGCCUUCGUGAAGAGCCGUGGAGCUGGCGGCAUGGCCAAAGGACAUUUGGCCAUUCGACCCACGCUGUUGGGGCCCUGCGUCUUAGCCAUCGUUUUAUCGUUGUCCAGCUUCUUCAUCAUCUUAGUUUGCGUGUUUUCCUACGGUUGGGAUCAUAUGGAGUUGCUCGGGGGCGUGUCUCUGGCGGUCUUGAUCUUGAGCUACCCUGCGGCCGCGGUCUUUCGGGGCUACUUCCAUUCGGUUCAUGUGCUCCAGGAGCAAUUGCAGGACUUCCGACUCUCCAACACCAAGUGCUAUUGCUGCACCGUGAAGCACGUCACAGAGAAGGGUGUGCCAUUGCCUUUGUGUGACCGCGAGAUCCUGACGAAGUCUAUUGGCAUUUGGUUCGGGAGUGGCCUGAACUUCGAACAGGACGCCCGAUCGGUGGUCCUGGAAUGCUUGACGGAGCAGCUGGGUCAUAACUACUUCCCGUAUUGGCUUUGGCUGGUGGCCACCUCUCCCAUCUUGUGGAUCUUCUUGGACAUCACCGUGAAGUCCCAGUCCCGCCCUGGUGGUGCCUGGAGCGAUCAGUGGCCUUUUUGGUUCAUCUCGGCCUGGGGCUGGUGGAUGGGUGCCUUUGCUGGACAACGAUGGAGCGACGAAACGGAGCGACGAGAUGGAGCGGAGCGACGACGACGGCUUUUGAGGAGCGGAGCGAAGAGGUGCCGUGCCCUGUUGUGGGGCCGCUUUUUUUCACAUCUGCAAAGUCCUGCGUACGCCGUGGAAAACCCGUUGGAUGGAUCGCGCGAUGAAUCUCCUGGUGGCCCUCGUGAUGCAGCCGAUCUUCGGCACCAGUUUCCUGAUCAUCAGGCUGCUCUUUCAGUGGCCUCUACCGCCUUGGCUGUCCGGCUCCAUCUCCAGUGUCGUUCACAUCGCGUUGGCCAGCCUGGUGUGGAACGUGUCCGCUUGGACGCGACAGCUGGGCUUGGCUUCUUGAACCAGUCCCCACGCACCAGUCGCUUUGAAUUCACGCUGCAUGGUCCUUUCUCAGAGCAGGUUGAUCCCGGCUUGGUUUGGAAGGGAUCCACGUUUGAGCCUUUCGCCUUGUUGCAGACGAACGAGAUGAAGCUGGUGAGGGGCUUUCACAGCUUUCGCCCAGAAGUGCAGUUGCCAGACUAUGAGUGCCAGUUCUUGCCAGAGGACUGGUAUGAAUUGAAGCAAAACUUCGUGGGGAGCCUGAACUUCUUCCCGGAGUUUGGCGCAGUCAGGUUUCAGUCCGAGACCGACGAGGAGCAACUGGGCGACCUCCAGAUUUGGCUGAACUACGCGGUGGCCUUUUCGGAUCACAACUGGUCCGUGCGCGAUUGCCCCUUCGCGAACUUCAUCCGGAGGCUCUACUUGUGGUCCUUGUGCACCAUUGUGGAUGGGCUGCCACACCGUGAUCACGUCGAGUGGAAGGCCACCGGAGAGCCUGUGUGCCAAGAGCUCCGUGAUGCCCCCAUCUCCUUGGCCAGGGAGCUCUUUGGACGCGAUCACAGCUCCUGGGGCCUCAGGAGUUGGGAGCAGAUCUACGUCUUCAUGAACACGCGCUUCGCGGAUCUGAUGACGAUGUGGGUGCGACCCGCGGAGGAAGCCAUCAGGAUCGUGGCUCCCCACGUGGAGCCAGGCGUGGACUGUGAGUUGCAAGAGGAGUUCCCUUCUGGCUGGGAUUGGAAAGGACACCUUACGAGGAUGUCCGACCCAUCUGUGGGGUCCACCUCCAAGGAGAGCUACCAUGAUGCCAUCCACUACACACUGAACCCUCAUGCCAUGCAGAACAUGGAGGGGAAGGUGCAGGAAUGCCCCAUGGGUUGGCUCGCGCUUUUGGUUCACCAGAUGCUCAUCUGCAUGGGCGGCCUCACUGAACAGGCAGCCUUCAGCGCGGCGAUGCUGGAGAAGUCCUUCUUUCUCAUCGAGCAAGACAAGGGUAUUAACUGGGUCCUACACGCGCUGUUGAAGACUCGGUGGCCCAUUAACCGCUUCUUCUUCAGCACCGGCCUCAUGGUACAAGCCAGGAGAUUUGUGGAUGAUCAACCAAGAUAUCAGCAUAAGCCUUACGAGCUCGAUUUCCAUCCCAGUGAGCUCCUCUAUCCCUUUGACGAGCGGCAUCAGCUACCGCAUGGCUUCUCCGUGGCGGCGCUCCGGCAACGGCGCAGCGGCUUCGGGCGCAGCGAGAGCUACGCGCAGCUGCUGCGGGCGCUGGAGAUGUCUGUGACUCGAGCAGGCCUUGUGGGAGGAAGACCUGUGGUGAUGUUCACCUUAGUCUAUGGGGAACGCUAUGCCAGGUAUUUGGCCAAUUGGAUUCGCCGCUCUGCAGCCUUUGGGCACGAAGCGAGGACCUUGAUCUUCUGCCUGGAUGAACACACGGCCGAGGCGUGCCGCGCGAGCCAUGGGAUUCCUGAACUCUGUGUUCAAGGAGGAGUUCAGACGACUUCCAACAAGUUUCAUUUGAUGUCGGCCAUUGUGAACUCCGGCGUCGAUGUGCUCUACCUGGACUUCGACUUGGUCUUCUUCAAGGAUCCCCUGCCGCCCAUCUUGACGGCCGCCAAGAAGGCCGAGCUCUUGUUGACCCGUGACCUGGGCAGCGAGUGCAUCAACAUCGGCGUGGUCUUCAUGAAGUCCCACCCGGCAAAUGCCAAGUUCCUCCAGGAUCUGAUCAUUUGGCUCUGGCAUCACCCCUAUGAGUUCUGUCAAAAGGCGUUCGCGGGGCUAAUGGGUUUGGAGGACCUCCAAUGGAAUAGCCUCUACGGCAACACUGUGGAGGCCUUACCACGUUGGGGGUUCUUGGACUCCUUGAACGCCUUUGUCACCAGUUCUAUCUAUGGCGAAGCCACUGGAUGGACAGGAGACGAGGACCGGAUCGUCAUCUAUCACUACUUGGACGGCACCGGUGCGGUGGACCCUGCGAUCGCCGUGCGCGGCUACGUGAAUUUGUUCGAUCUGUUCUAUGCCAAUGACAAGUUGAACCUCUCCGACCCGGUCACACCGCUCUAUUUGCAGGACGAGCAAGUGAAGUCCCAACUGGACUUCUCGCGCCACCCGGCGCCCAUUAAGCUGCAGCCUUGCAGCCACAUUGAAGAGAGCGCCUACCCCUCCUGGAAGCAGCGCCAGCGAGCACAGCUUCGAGAGCGGAGAGAGCUUUGGCCAGUCCAGCUCUAA